Trichoderma breve is the source of this 2001-nucleotide messenger RNA. Its product is annotated as fungal specific transcription factor domain-containing protein. Bases 1 to 2001 code for a protein of 666 amino acids. Lineage: Eukaryota; Fungi; Ascomycota; Sordariomycetes; Hypocreales; Hypocreaceae. Gene Ontology annotation, biological process: DNA-templated transcription; regulation of DNA-templated transcription. The record is from RefSeq and is a predicted model, not a curated record. The transcript is spliced from 9 exons. Gene Ontology annotation, molecular function: zinc ion binding; DNA binding; DNA-binding transcription factor activity, RNA polymerase II-specific.
AUGUCACCUCCCUCGGCUCCCGAAAAGCCGACAAAGGCUUGCAUGACGUGCAAUCAUAGGAAAUUGAAAUGCGAUGCGGCUACCGUUGGGCUGCCAUGCAGCAGAUGUAUUGACAAAGGAUAUCCGGAAACAUGCGCUCUUGCUUACAGACGCCGUCGAAAGCCCGCAACUACAGCCAAAGACAAACAUCAAGCCUCGUAUCAUUCAAGUAAUCGAGCUCAGUUAGCACGCCCUGCCGAAGCUAAAUCUAACGACCAAGAACCGCACAUUUGUCAAGAUGGACGCAUUCAAAUGCCAGGAUGGGAUCUCAUCGAUGGCCGUAAAGGAGUUCAUUAUAUGAGCGCCCUUAACCGGCUGGCUCGCAAUGAACAAGCCCGCACAGCUCGUGUCUCAACGGCAAGAGCUGGCACAAAUAGGCCAGAAAAAGAACAUGGAUGUCAAAGAACCAAUCUGGUAUCACAUAAUAUGCGACUCGAUGACGCAGAUAAAGAAUACCUUCGACAGAAAGGAGCUUUUACUCUGCCUUCUCAGACUUGCUGUGAAACAAUGCUACGACAACACUUUAUCUCAGUUUACCCACAAAUUCCAGUUUUUGAUUACGUGGAUUUCGUGGAUUCAUACUUAUCAGGGUCAUUUUCUUGGUUCAUGAUGCAGGCAGUACUGGCUAGCGCGGUGCCAUAUACUGCCAUGGAGGUCUUGAUAGAAUGCGGCUUCACCGAUCGUUUGACAGCAUUGCAAUUUUUUUUUUCCAAUGCGGUGAGAUUAUAUGACUUCGAAUACGAAGAGAGCCAGCUGGCCAAAUUACAAGGAUCUCUCGUUCUGAGUACUGUCCUUGUAUCAUACACCAUGGACAAAGAUUUCCGAUUCUGGCACCAUAACGCUGUGCGCCUUGCGGUGAGACUUGGUCUACAUCAGGAUCAUGUCGUGGAGGAGAAGGAACCUGCCAUGAAGAGUUUAUACCAACGGAUAUGGUCCGCAAUAUGUUGCCGUGAAAUCAUUUUCUCCAUCAUACAUUUGGAAGCGCCCAGAUUGAUCCAGUAUAACGUUCGUCAAGCACCCGAGGUGGAAUGGUGGAAUACGCCUAUUCCAGCAUCCUACGCCUCAAUCAUACCAUCGUGGACCGAAGGUCAAAAGUUUUACAGCAGCGAGCAUAUGAAACUAGCCAUCAUAGGAGUAGCUAUUCGCUGGCAAGACGUUUUACGCGCAUUGGACAGUGAACAACCCCCAACGAGAGAAAGCAUUGACGAAGAAAUGUCUUGUUCUUUCGCAGAAUGGAGAAAAUCUAUUCCAAAAGACAUAUCAUUUAGCCGCAGGUCUUCGCAGGAGAGAGUCGAUGAAAUCUGGAUAGCAGCUCUGGAGGCAAGCUGCUACAGGUUUGAGUGUAUUUUCUACCGUUCAUUGCUCCGUCGCACUCUUGCUCGCGGAAUGACCGGUGGGCAAGUAGACUCCCUGAAACAGCGACUUCGGAUGGCAAUAUUCGAGCUAGACACCAUUGUCAGCCGCCUCGUGAUGGCUAACCUUCUAAGGUUUGCUAAUUUGAACUUGCUUGGCUGUGUAACCUGCUUAUUAGCACUCCAUAUCGAAACUGUUUUAGAGUCAACCGAGUCGCCAAUUACACGAUCAUUGGCUGUCACGUAUAUUCGUCGCACCGAAUUAGCUUUGCAACAGAUCUGUGAAGUCGUUCCAGCUAUGGAGUGCAACCUCCGUCUCCUUCACCGGUUCCUUGAUCAGAAGAGGCUCGACGCGGCCUCUACCGCCGAUGUAACACUGGCGGAUAAUCCGUUGAGCGGAGAAACAGAAGAACGAGAACCUGAACCACCGAGUCAAAAUUUACAAGAUCAAAGUGGCGUAAAUGAACUAGAGCUACGGGCUGACAUAAUGAACAGCAAUUUACGGCUACAGGAUGAGGAUACAGCCGAUGAUAUAGGCGAUGUAAAUGACUGGCUCGAUGGCCUAGUAUGGCUCGAUUAUUUGAAGGACUCCAAUAUUUUACCUAGUUAG